Molecule: messenger RNA, 991 nt
Organism: Oryzias latipes (Japanese medaka)
Lineage: Eukaryota; Metazoa; Chordata; Actinopteri; Beloniformes; Adrianichthyidae
Source: RefSeq, a predicted model, not a curated record
ACUAGAGGAUAUCCGAAGUAAGGGGCGUAGGAUUGUCGGUCUUUUUAAAUCCAGCACCACAGCGAAGGAGAAGCUGUCAGAGAUGCAGCGACAGCUGGCCAGGCCAGAGCACAAAUUAAUACAAGAGGUGGAAACAAGAUGGAACAGCACAUUUAAUAUGUUGGAAAGGUUGUUUAAGGAGAGAGAGCCACUGGGGGCAGCUCUGGCCACCCUCCAUACAGACCUUCCUCCACUCACCUCAGAGGACUACCAGGCCAUACACCACUGCUUGAGCAUUCUUUCACCGUUUCAAGAGGCCACAGUUGAGCUUUCGACAGAAAAACGAGUGUCAGCAUCCAAAGUCAUUCCCAUGGUCAAAAUGCUGAAACAUUACAUCUCAAGCAGGUGUGGUCAGAUCACACACCCACUUGGUGAAAAACUGGCCACUAACUUGAAGAACAAUCUCCAUGAGAGGUUUUCAGCUCUGGAGAAGGUCACUGCUCUGUCAAUGGCAACCUUGUUGGACCCAAGGUUUAAAGAGCUGGGGUUCUGCAGCCAAGGCUCUGCCCACACGGCCAUAGAGCGACUCACUAAAGAGUGUGCUGCAACAAUGCAGGCGCUACUUCCAGAGGCACAGCCACAGUCGCCACCUAGAGAAAGUCCUUCAAGUCAGCAGGAAGAUGGUGGUCUCUGGGCCCUGCUGGACAGCCAUGUGGGGGUUCAACAGCAGGUGACCAGCACAACUGCCAGUGCAACAGUGGAGGUUCAGAGGUACUUAAAGGAACCUCACAUCCCAAGGACUCAGGACCCACUGAGAUACUGGGUUACCCACAAGGUUUUAUACCCACAUCUCUACAAGCUGGCAAUGAAGUUUUUAUGCACACCAGCUUCAUCUGUGCCUUGUGAGAGGAUCUUCUCCAAGGCUGGCGAAAUCGUCAGCCAAAGACGAAACAGGCUGAAGCCCAGCACAGUGGAGAAAAUUCUGUUUUUAAAUAAAAAUCUAUAACAUGUA